Linum tenue is the source of this 6985-nucleotide messenger RNA. The record is from the annotation of a GenBank genome assembly. Lineage: Eukaryota; Viridiplantae; Streptophyta; Magnoliopsida; Malpighiales; Linaceae.
AUGGCCAGAACGUCGCCACCCAAAUUUCUCCUCCAAGUGACCACAUCCCAAAUGCUUAGAUCCUCGACUGCUACUGCCGCAUCGGGACAGUUGGGAUCUGCACUGCUGCUGCGGGAAGGGAAGAAGGGAUCACCCUCGCGAAUCUGCAAGUUUUAUGGGUCCCAAUCUGAUUCAUCAUUUCUCGCCGCAAAGUUUUCUGUCACCCGACGCAUUCGCUCUCUUAGUCCUAAACUAAACCCACGCAAAAUCCCAGUCCCCAGGAGGCAGGCCUACAAACCCAAGCAAGCAGCACAAAUGCCCCAAUGCCUCGCCAGUCUUCGCUUCCUCUUCUUCUCCCCUCUCAAACCUUCUUCUGCUGCGCUCCUCUUCUCUUUUCCUUCUAACCUUCGCCACCGCUCUUUCCUCCCCAUCCUAUCUUCUUCCUCACCAUCUCGACGGCAGCGUUCCUCUUCUGCCCCAUCCAACCGCCGCCAGCAGCAGCCCUCUGGUUUCAGAAGCAGAGGGAAGAGCACGUUUAGUGAAGAGGGCAGAGGAAAUCAGGAGGAAGGAGGAGGAGCUUCAAUGGGGGAGAACGGCCGCGGUGGUGGUAAUUUCACAGGGUUUAAUAAGAAAAGGGCUGAGGGUAGAGAUGAAAGUGAUCGGCCUAGGAAGAAUCUCCAGUUGAAAGUCCGGAAGCUCAAUCCUACCAACACUAUCUCUUAUGUACAGAUUCUUGGAACGGGAAUGGACACUCAGGAUACUUCGCCUUCGGUGUUGCUCUUCUUUGACAAGCAAAGAUUCAUAUUUAAUGCUGGGGAGGGGUUGCAACGGUUCUGUACUGAGCAUAAGAUUAAGCUAUCCAAGAUCGAUCAUAUAUUUCUCUCCCGUGUCUGCUCAGAAACAGCUGGUGGAAUCCCAGGACUGUUGUUAACUUUGGCUGGCAUUGGAGAUGAGGGAAUGUCAGUCAAUGUGUGGGGUCCUUCAAAUCUAAAGUACUUGGUAGACGCAAUGAAGUCUUUCAUCCCACAUGCAGCAGUGGUCCACACGAGAAGUUUCGGUUCCGAUGCGCCUUCUCAUUUGGAUGCAAGCACAUCUAUGGAUCCUAUUGUGCUCGUAGAGGAUGAAGUCGUCAAAAUAUCAGCACUUUUACUCCGACCAAGAUGUUCGUCAGGAGUACCUGAAGUAAAGCCGGAUGAUAUGUCGGUUAUAUAUCUAUGUGAACUGCCUGAGAUUAUGGGCAAGUUCGACCCUGGAAAGGCAAAGGCUCUUGGUUUGAGACCCGGGCCAAAAUACAGCGAACUACAAUCCGGGAAAUCGGUUAUGUCAGAUCGUGACAACAUCAUGGUCCAUCCAAGUGAUGUCAUGGGUCCAUGUGUGCCUGGUCCCAUUGUGUUCCUUAUCGAUUGCCCGACAGAGGCUCAUGUAUAUGAUCUGUUAUCAACAUCAUCUCUUGAUAGUUAUUGCUCUGGUAAUUCGCCUGAGGAGGAUAAGAUGGUGAACUGUAUCGUGCACUUGAGCCCUUCCUCGGUGAUAAGCAGUCCCAAUUAUCAUAAGUGGAUGGAGAAAUUCAGCUCAGCACAACAUAUUAUUGCUGGCCACCAAACGCGAAAUGUGGAAAUUCCUAUUCUGAAAUCCAGUGCCAGAAUUGCAGCACGGCUUAAUUACUUGUGCCCUCAGUUCUUUCCUGCCCCGGGAUUCUGGUCACUCCAGCCACUAAACAACAUAACAUUACACUCUUCAGGCGAGGAUCAUCCAUUUAUGGCAGACAAAAGCAUAUCUGCUGAAAAUCUCCUCAAGUUCACUCUGCGUCCACAUGUCCAACUUGGAUUGGACAAGGCUAACAUCCCAACCCAUCAAACCUCAUCAGAAACCAUAAGCGAGUUAAUCACAGAGAUUCCAGAAAUUGUGGAUGCAGCCAAACACAUCAGCGAAUUCUUUGACAAACCUCGAGGAGCUUACUCGAACCUAUUACGAGACAAUAACACUCACAAUUUGACAGAAGAGCCCUGGUUGGAAGAGGAAGAAGAGAAAAGAACAACACCGAGUUGCUUACAAAAUGUAAGGAGAGACGACUUGGAGAUCGUCCUUCUAGGGACGGGUUCAUCCCAGCCAUCAAAGUACCGUAAUGUCAGCUCCAUCUACAUAAACCUCUUCUCCAAAGGAAGUCUGCUGUUAGAUUGUGGUGAAGGAACGCUCGGGCAGUUGAAGAGAAGGUAUGGCGUGGAGGGUGCUGAUAACGCUGUGAGAAAACUGAGCUGUGUAUGGAUUUCUCAUAUCCAUGCCGAUCACCAUACUGGGUUAGCCAGAAUACUUGCUCUACGACGAGAGCUUUUAAAGGGGACUGCUCAUGAGCCGUUGAUAGUUGUUGGACCAAGGCAGCUCAAGAGGUUUCUCGAUGCUUAUAAAAAACUUGAAGACCUGGACAUGGAGUUUGUCGAUUGUAGAAGUACAACAACAGGCUCUUGGGAUGAUUUUGAGAGCAACGGUGAAUCAAAGGAGAUCACUGAUUCGACUGAGUCGACUCUGUUUGCUAAAUCCAACAACCGUAUGCAGAGUGUUUGGACAAGAUCAGGGAGUCCAGUCGAUAAAGCCACAUAUUACCCACUUCUGAAGAAGCUGCAGACAGUCCUGAAUGAAGCAGGGUUGGAGUCUUUGAUCAGUUUCCCUGUUGUGCAUUGCCCUCAGGCGUUCGGCGUCGCUUUGGAAGCUGCAGACAGAUUCAACAGCGUUGGCAAACCGAUACCAGGAUGGAAGAUUGUCUACUCGGGGGACACCAGGCCAUGUCCCGAGCUCGUGGAAGCAUCUCGUGGUGCCACAGUUCUCAUACACGAGGCAACGUUUGAAGAUGGGUUGAUGGAGGAAGCCGUAGCGAGGAACCACAGCACGACGAAGGAAGCCAUCGAAGUGGGGGACUCCGCUGGAGCGUAUCGGAUAAUCCUGACGCACUUCAGCCAGAGGUACCCUAAGAUCCCGGUGUUUGAUGAUGCUCAUAUGCACAAGACGUGCAUUGCUUUCGACAUGAUGAGCGUUAACUUGGCUGAUCUCCCUGUCCUUCCCAAUGUCCUUCCUUACCUUAAGUUGUUGUUCAAAGAUGAGAUGGCUGUUGACGAAUUGGACGGUGAGGUCCCAGACCAAGCUGCUGUAACGAGCUCUGUCGCUUGACAAUGUUAAUCAAGAUUGUUCCCUCUUUCAUUGGUUAGAACUUAGAAGUAAAAAAAGUACCAGAAUAUAUGAUAUUAUACUUGAAUUAAAAGUGACCACUUGUCAAAUAAGCUAACGUGCGCCGGUGGCGCCGUUAGCUGACAGAACCACCUCUCUGUAACUAUUUCGGUACCAAAAUCUGUCCUUUCCAUCCUCUCUCUUCUCUUCCUUCUUCCUCUUCCAAUCCCAAAGCUUCCCUCGUUCUCUCUCUCUCCGUUCCUCUUUGCGCUCUACAUAGCUUCGAUCCCCUUCACAGCUCGCAACUACCCCGGCGGAAUUUCGAUCUCUGACUCCCGCGGGGCGUUUUUGUUGAAUCGGGAGGUAAGGUAGCCGGGGAAAUUUUCGUCAUGGAUUCGAGCAGGAGAGCGGUGGAGUCGUACUGGAGAUCAAGGAUGAUCGACGGGGCUACAUCCGACGAAGACAAGGUGACGCCCGUCUACAAACUGGAAGAGGUUUGUGAUCUCUUGCGCUCUUCUCAUGUUAGUAUCGUGAAGGAGGUCUCCGACUUUAUCUUGAAGAGGCUCGAGCAUAAGAGCCCCGUUGUUAAACAGAAGGCUCUCAGGUUGAUAAAGUAUUCUGUGGGGAAAUCUGGUGCGGAUUUCAGGAGGGAAAUGCAGAGACAUUCAGUGGCUGUACGGCAGUUGCUUCACUACAAGGGCCAGCCGGAUCCGUUAAAGGGGGAUGCCCUAAAUAAGGGUGUGAGGGAUACAGCUCAGGAUGCUAUUUCUGCUAUUUUCUCUGAGGAGAACAGCAAACCAGCACCAGCACAGAUCAGUAAGCGAAUGGAAGGAUUCGGGAAUACAAAUUUCGAAAUUCGAUCAUCAUCUUCAUCAGAUGAUAGGAAGUCGUUUCUUAGUGAAGUAGUUGACAUAGGGAGUGCAACUAUCAAGCAGGGACUUAGUAACUUGGCUCAAGGAAAUCAUCAAAGAAACAAUGAUCCUGGGAGCUACAAAAGCCCGAAUCUUCAUCGGUCAUUGACAGUGGAUCCUGAUAAUAGUUCAAGUAGAUAUGAACCAGUCCAGUUGCGCUAUGAAAAUCAUGGCAGUUUUGGGGCUUCAAGGAGCGCUGGUGCUGGAUCAUGGGGCCAGGAUUCAAGAUCAGCCAAUGCUAUGAUAGAAAAUGGGAACUCGAGCUCCGGUUAUAUGGAGAACAAGUCUCGGGAAGAAAGGUUGCUAGAAACCAUUGUAGCGUCUGGUGGUGUACGUUUACAACCCACCAGAGAUGCCAUUCAUGUUUUUCUGGUUGAAGCAGCUAAACUGGAUGCAUUGGCUUUGAGUCGAGCCCUUGAAUCCAAGCUCCAAUCUCCGUCUUGGCAGGUUCGAAUGAAAGCAGUGUGUGUGCUUGAGUCGAUUUUGAGGAAACGGGAUGAUGAGAAGUUUUCAAUUAUAGCUUCGUACUUCGAUGAAAACACAGAUGUGGUGGAGAAAUGUUCUCAGUCUCCCCAAAGUUCUCUUAGUGAAAAAGCUAGAAAGGUAUUGAGCCUUUUGGGGGAUGGAAAAGUUGGUCGGAUGCCAACUAUUUCAGAAACUUCAGUACCAGCUGUGUCUCCUGUCCAGUUUCCUGACUUAAUCGACACAGGAGAGUCAGAUGAUUUCUUCAAUGCAGAUGAUCCUUCUGAAAGGCCAAAUGAUCAAGUGAAACCAAAUGUGUCAGCCACUAGUAUGACUCCGUUCACUCACGAUUUACUUGGAGAUAGUUUUGGUCCCACCAGUGAGAACUCUACAGAGCAAAAGAAUGGGGAUGAUGACCCAUUUGCUGAUGUCUCGUUUCACACAGAAGAGUCAAAACAACAACCUGAUGGUGAUCUCUUCUCUGGAAUGGACUUUGACAGUAAACCGACUUGCAUCCCGACUUCUGAUGCAAGUCAGAUACCCACCACAAAUGGAGCUGAGAUAUUUGAUAUAUUUGGGUCGUCCAAUGGUGCAGUUUCAAAAAAUCAAGAACAUGACAAGGCAGAUGUCAAUGAUUUACUGGCUGGAAUGUCUAUUAGUGAAGGUGUCAAGCAGCAAGGUAGCAUCUCUCCAUCUAUUCCAUCUGAAGGUACAAACCCGGGGAACAUGCUUGGCGGGCCCCAGUUGACCACGAUGAAUGCAAGUACUGUGUUUGCUUCUGCAGCUAUGCCAUAUGCUAUGCCACCUGGGAUGAUGCUGAAUCCUGCUUUCUCUGCUCAUUCAUUACCUAUAAAUUAUGGUGCUAUGGGAGGUUUUCUUGCUCAACAGCAACUUCUUGUGACAAUGUCGAACUUCCAACAGCUAAGCAAUAAUUUGAGUGCUGCACAAAAUGCUACUAGUGGUGCUAGUCAAGCUGAUGGGGGAGCAGCACUUCCUGAUAUCUUUCAUCCAAGCUUCCCCAAUCAAAUUCCUACCUCGACGAUGAGCAGCUCGAAAAAAGAGGACACCAAAGCUUUUGAUUUCAUCUCGGACCAUCUUGCAGCAGCCCGUGAUCCAAGAAGAGUGUCUUAAAACACAUAUAAUCCUUUAUCAUCUGGCCUUCAGAACAAUGAGCCCUACCUCUAUUAUUCUUUUUUGAGGUGACGGUGGGUUUCUUCAGUUGAAUCACAAAAACUUUUCAAAAAAGAGGUUACAAAAUUCUUUGGCAAUAAAGGGAUGACGAUAGGAGCAUUGCUUUUUCCGUGGUCUUGAGAAAUAGAAGAACUGUUUGUGGAUUUCCAGCCAAGAGGACGAUGGUGUAUGUAGUAGAGCUUCAUCCUUUUUCUCUAUCUUUCUUUCUUUCCUUCUCUCUCACACAUUCAUCCGUGUCUGUGGAGUGGUUAAUGUAAAGCAGGCAUGGUUCUCUUGAGAAACACUGCUGUUUUUAUGGCAAUUUCUAGUUUCCCUUCCAUAUUGAUGAUGGAGUUCAUAUCAUGCAAAACUUUAAAGUUAUCACCUGCUUUUGGGUUUAGAUUAGAGUUUUUUUUUUCUUUUUUCUUUUUUUUGUUUAUUUUAUUUUAUUUUAUUUUAUUUUGGAGCUGUUUGAUUGAUUCUGCUUCUGCUGUCUUUCCCCAUCUAGCAAGUGAUACAUGACCAAAUCCAAAUUAUUUCCGAGCCCCAAUUUUACUAAACAAUGUGGUAUCCAUCUAACAGGAGCUUGCAUGUCCAUAGCUCUAGGAUCCUUUUGUUUCUAUAUUCUCUACCCAUGAAAUUGAACGAUUGUACAGAAUUUUUUUUGAAAGUCUACUGUGUGUCUCAAACUCAUGGACUAGCCUUCUAUCUCAUCAAAUCCAGUGCCAGAAAGGUUGGCAAAGAGACAUGGGGUCACUCGUUCUUGAUGCUGCCCUUUGCUUGCGAUGACUCCAUCUCAGAUUUUUCUGCGAACCCAAGUUCAGACAUGUCCUGCUUGGCCAUUAAAUUCUUUUCCAUUCGACAUUCCAGGUACUUCUUCGAGAACUGUCUACAUUUUUCUGAUAGGUGACCACCAUAUUUCAGACAGUUGAGGUAGUCUUUCUUUUCCUGGUCACAUUCGUGCAAAUGGUCCAAAGGGAAGACUCCCUUCUCUGGCGGGACUGGUCUCGCUCCUCUAUUCCCACCAAACGCCCCACCUGUAACCAACUGCUAUCUCCAAGGGAAUUGCUAAGAGAUUGACAGCGAGCAACGGAGCCGUGGAUGCGACAGGGAACGCUAAUAAACGCCUGCGACAGAGUGAAGUGUGAAGGAAGCGGCCUGAAAUCAGAGACGUCCUCCAGCGAUUUCUCCGAAUUGACUCCUGGAAGCGAACGGCGAGCCAGCUUGAGCGCUUCCCCUGCCAGAAAAGUGGAAGCGACGGCGGUGGCUUUUUAUUAGAAACAGUUCAGAAUAGGGUUUAUUUC